UUUUAUCCGAAGAUUCGACUUGGUGUUCACAGCAUAUUGAGGCGGUACCCACUUGGUGCCCAACAAGGUGGUUGAGUCAAGGGAAGAUUGUUUUUUUCAGAUUGUCAGAAAUGGAAAAGGAAAUUGUAUUUAUUGGAGACGUUGAAAAGAGUGAACUGACUACAUUUUUUCGAGAUAACGCAAACUAUGUCGUUUCAAGUUAUCUUGUUGAUACUUUAAAUACACUUUGCGACCUCAAUCAAUCUUUGCAAGGAACGAAUGCAUUUAUGUUUCAUGAAAUGGGUGUUAUAAGGAAUUUUUAUAUGGAAUUGAGAAACAAAGUCGUGAAAAUAAGUCAAUACAAUUUUUCUUCUUUCGAAACCAUAAAAGACUUGAAGUUCGAACCAGACUGUUUCAUUCAUGAUUUCAUUGACAUCAUUCUUACCAUUAUAUAUGGCAUGGAAUUCCGUUUUCCAUAUGUAAAAUGUUCGUCCUUUGAUCAUUGUUUAGAGAUGAAAUUCUCGGAAAUUGAACAAAAAAGUUUAUUUGCUUUAUUUUUUGAAGAGUAUGUUGAAACAUCAAAGAUGUUGCCUAAAGAAUAUACUCAAUUUAAAGACGACAUUGAUAUCAUUAAAAAAAUAAGAAACACCAAAGUUGUUGAUGUAAAGAAUGUGAAUGGGUUUCCAGAUCUAUUGGCAUAUAAAGAUAUGAUAAAUAGAAACGGGGAACUGUGGAAAUUUACUCUCUAUAUCAUGUCGAUAUUCCCGACAAGUGUUAUAUCCGAAUCAACAUUUUCUAUUGCAAAAUAUACUUGGAGACCCAAUAUAAAACAAAACACUUUUAACCUUAGGAAGUCACUCGUUUUUGUUGAAUUUUUUUUGCUGGAAAGGGAAAACUGGAUAUUUUCUAUCCAGAUCUUUUUGUAA
Molecule: messenger RNA, 905 nt
Organism: Entamoeba invadens IP1
Lineage: Eukaryota; Evosea; Mastigamoebida; Endamoebidae
Exons: 2
Source: RefSeq, a predicted model, not a curated record